AUUGCUCAGGGAGGAAGAUGACUAGAGUCAAGUAAGGAUAUAAGAUUAUAGAAGAGGACUCAGGUUUUUUGGGAAAGGACUUUAAACAGGGAAGGCCUGGAUAGGGAUUUGAGAACUUUGGGAAUGAUUUUGUUUAUUGUAAUGAAGUCCAGCCCCAAGGUAGAAUUCCUGAUGAUGAAUAUCAUUGGAUGAAUCCCUGGUUGUUCACAAAAUAACAUAUUUUAAAGUAAUCACUGUUUUUUGGCACCAGACAAAUGUAGGCUAGGAUGCUUUCAACAUCCAAAGCAUUCUGGCUCAGACAAAUCCUGCUCCAUUUUGAUCUUGGUCUGAGCUGUCACAACCUGGAUAUGUUGUGUGCAAAGUGACUCAAUACUGAGCAAUGCCUGCUGAAGGAUGUUUGUACUCUAAGGAAACUACAACUCAGUCCUUUGUCCCAGCCAUACUGGAGAAAUGCCAGCAUUACAGUGUUUUUGCCAUCUCUGUACAAAAGACAACUUUACAUGUGUGACGGAUGGGCUUUGCUUUGCCUCAGUAACACGGACUCCAGACAGACUCAUACACAAUAGCAUGUGCAUAGCAGAAGUUGAUCUGAUUCCACGAGACAGGCCAUUUGUUUGUGCCCUCUCGUCAAAGGAUGGAGUUGUUACUGCGCCUUACUGCUGUGUCACAGACUACUGCAAUAAAAUAGAACUUCAAAUUCCAACACCAGGCCCUACUUCUGGAGAAUCAUCUUCUAAUCUGGGACCUGUGGAAUUGGCAGCUAUCAUUGCUGGACCAGUCUGUUUUGUUUGCAUUUCAUUAAUGUUGAUUCUGUAUAUCUGCCAUAAUCGUACUGUCAUUCAUCAUCGUGUACCAAGUGAAGAAGAUCCCUCAUUGGAUCGCCCUUUUAUAUCUGAAGGAACUACUUUAAAAGAUUUAAUUUAUGAUAUGACUACUUCUGGCUCUGGGUCAGGUCUGCCUUUACUUGUUCAAAGAACAAUUGCAAGGACUAUCAUUCUUCAAGAAAGUAUUGGGAAGGGUCGCUUUGGAGAAGUCUGGCGAGGGAAAUGGAGAGGAGAAGAAGUUGCAGUGAAGAUAUUCUCUUCAAGAGAAGAACGCUCAUGGUUUCGUGAGGCAGAAAUUUAUCAAACUGUUAUGCUACGUCAUGAAAAUAUUCUUGGAUUUAUAGCGGCAGACAAUAAAGACAAUGGUACAUGGACUCAGCUCUGGUUGGUGUCAGAUUAUCAUGAGCAUGGAUCACUCUUUGAUUACCUAAACAGGUAUACCGUUACUGUGGAAGGAAUGAUAAAGCUAGCUUUGUCCACUGCCAGUGGACUUGCACAUCUUCACAUGGAGAUUGUCGGCACACAAGGAAAACCAGCCAUUGCUCACAGAGACUUGAAAUCAAAAAAUAUAUUGGUAAAAAAGAAUGGAACGUGUUGUAUUGCGGAUUUAGGAUUGGCAGUGAGACACGAUUCAGCUACAGACACAAUUGAUAUUGCCCCAAACCACAGAGUGGGAACAAAAAGAUACAUGGCUCCUGAGGUCCUAGAUGAUUCCAUAAAUAUGAAACAUUUUGAGUCAUUCAAGCGAGCCGACAUCUAUGCGAUGGGAUUAGUGUUCUGGGAAAUAGCACGGCGAUGUUCAAUUGGUGGAAUACAUGAAGACUACCAGUUACCAUACUAUGACCUAGUCCCUUCAGAUCCUUCAGUUGAAGAAAUGAGGAAAGUUGUUUGUGAGCAGAAGCUGAGACCUAAUAUUCCAAACAGAUGGCAAAGUUGUGAGGCGUUACGAGUAAUGGCCAAAAUUAUGCGUGAAUGUUGGUAUGCCAAUGGAGCAGCUAGGCUAACAGCUUUACGCAUUAAGAAAACAUUAUCACAGCUCAGCCAACAAGAGGGCAUAAAAAUGUAAUCCUGGAUUUACUACUGACAAGCGCUUUAAAGAUCCAUGUCUGAACCUGGGUGGCAUGUUCAGAAGGUUAAUAGCUCUACCUCACUGAGGGAACAGAAGGAUAUUGCUGCCUUUUGAUACUUUAUAGGAACAUCCGUUGUUAGCCCCAGGAUUUCUGUGAACAUGGUAAACAAUUGUGUUUGGGUCUUUUUUGUGCACCUCUUUCCCAGGACGCUUACAAAACAUUGUGUAGUCUAGCGUUAUUUUUAUUAACCUGUAACUCUAUUUUAAAAGUUGAUUACCGGUCUUAACUUUUCAUUAACUGUGCUGAAGACAUGAAGAUCAUUUUAAGGUUUUGGAGCUUGUUCACUAAAUUGUAUACAGUGCAUUGAGGGUUCUUAAGUGAUUUUAUUUGUGGUUGGUACAACUGAGUAUUCUGAACCUCUGCAAAUUUUUUCUUUGAUUCAGGUUUUGAAUGUAUUAUUGCAGUAUAACUUUCUAGCUAUUAAGCUUGAAUCUAUUGGACACCUACCUUGAUUUACAAAAAUGACCUCAUUCACUUGUGGGGAACAUAAUUUAUGCAACUAUAUUUUGUAUACUGUUACUGUGCUUUCACUUACUCAGAACAUUGCAUUGCCUUCAAAAUAGAUUGUACUAUACCAGUAAGUGCCACUUCUGAGUCUUUCUAAUGCAAAUCAAUAGGAACAUACAAAGUUUAUGGUACUUGUGGUUUCAAAAAUGAGUUCAAAAAUGGAAUUAUUCCUUUGCUUAAUGACAUAAUUAACUCUAUUUGGCAUGUAGCUGCAUCAUUCUUGGAAUACCUUUUUUGCCAAGAUCUGAUUCUUAAACCACUGUAAGAAUUUAAAUGGUGUGCAAGUUAGUUAAUUCAGUGUUAUGUUCUAGAUCUACAUCACAUGUAAUAAGUUCUAAUUAUUAUAUCUAAGAAGAUUUUUUUAAUGAAGUGGCACUCUUAAAAUGUUUGUCAUACUCUUGUCUAAGAAAACUAGCGAGGACUAAAAGUUUUUAAGAUAAAAGGAAAGAAGUUUUACUCUUUGACAUCAUUUGUGAGAGAUUUACUUUUCAGUUCCUCAAAAUCUUUCCUUUUUCUUCUCGAACAGUAUUAUUUGCAAAGACAGGAAUUAACUUUAUGUAUAAUUAGAGAUGAUUAACUGUUAUAUUUGGGCUUGUUUUAUUAGGAAGUUAAAAGCUGCUCUAAAAUUAUACAUGCAUAUACUGUGUGUAUGUGACAUACACAAAGUGGUGAGCUGCAAGACUUUGGAUACACAUACCAGAAGGGUGUGGUGCCCUUGUUAUAGCUACAAGAGCAAAGAUAGUUUGUGUUGUCAUUAGAACCCUGAAAAAAUAUGCACAGAUUUACUCAACCUUCAAAUCUCCAACAGGUAUAUCUUUUCACAGGAUUUUAACCAACUUUUAAGAUACAGAUUGUAUCACUACCUGUCUCUCUCUUUAAAAUUGUUAAACACAUGGGGGGCGGGGGAGAAAUCAGGAGAAUAAUCUUUGUCCUGAAACUAAGUUUUUAACAGUUACAAAUAUCAGCUUGGGUAGCAGGCAUUUGCCUGUUGUUGACUUUGCCAGUGCAUGUGCGCACACACAUGCACACAAAGGAUUGUUAUAUGCACAACCCCCACCCCCUAAGUCAUCUCUCAGUCACACUCACACACCUUAAUCAUACACAAAUGAUGUAUGCAAUUUUAACUCUGUUCCCCUUUAAACCUUCAUAUAUCUGCUUAGGUAAUUUUUCACCAGUACAAGUAGCUAUGUGGCAAAAAGGUAGUUUGGAGAAGGGAUGUUAGAAUUUCAUGUAAAGUUGUGUUGCUUGCUCUGUAAUAUAUGCUAGUUGUAGUAACAGGUUUAAUUGCCUUGCUUUCUGAGAUGUAUGCUCUGAAUUGUGCAAUGUAUAGCAACCCUAACUGUUUUUUAGUUUUUUGUUUCUUAAUAAUAGCUGGGGGUAAAACUUAAAUGAAAUGGGGAUUGUAGACCUCCGGUGUAGGGAUAGAAGUGCAACUGCUGACUAUUUUAUCAGCUACUGAGCGUGAACCCCCUAUUCUGCUAUAGGAUAAAAUCUGGCAGAAAAGUGAAGCUCCUGGUGGAGAAUGAUUUGAUUGGAUCUGAGCACACACAAAUUUGAAGUUUGCAUACACCUGCCCCGUCCAACCAAUCAGGCUGGCAUGUCCUCAGCCCCAUCAAUCAAACGUGUGUAAACUUGGCCAUAAUCAGUGAGGUUUAUAUGCAUAAUCAGUCAUGUCUGUGUGCACUCAGACUCCAUCAAUCAAGUUUAGGUGCACGACACAUCAACUUCCAGCUAUAACCUGAACAGCUAAAAAUAACCCUAAAUACAAUAUUUAAAAAACAAACUAUCCAUUGCAUCUGAUCUGUUCAGCAUCUACCUCUUUAGCAGGUUUUUUGCAGAUAUGUGAUUGGUCAACAAUACAAAGUAGGACAACCAUGGGAAAAAGUUAAAGCCAGCACCAAAUUUCAAAGACUUCCCAUUAAAAAAUUUGAGGCGAGACCAAGUAAAAACUUGCAUAGUUCUUACACCCUCUGAAUUUUUUAACCCUGGGUGAUAUUUCGCACUAUUUGGCUCCCUAUUUUAGAGAGAAAGAUAUUUGUCACAUUUUAGAUGCAGAGUUAACUAUGGAGUAUCCACCCGGUGUCUCCAUAACUUUGUAUUCUGUAAUCUGUAUUUUGGGAUUUGAUAGGUGAUCUUAGGGUUUAUUUUUAGUGAAACCAUGUUUUAUCUGACCUUUACAAUAGCAGUGAAAUGGAUAUAUUUCACAGCUAUGAUUUUAGAAAAUAUUACACACUUCUGUGUUAUAAAAAAUACAGUACUAUCAAGCUAAAAGAACUAGAGCCAGAUACACAGGAUUGCAGGAGGCAAAUUGCUCCAGUCAGCUGCACACUCAGAUAUAUAGAUAUGUAUAGAUAAUGUUGUCUUCCCCACCUACUAGGCAUAGCUUUCUUUAGAAAGCUGCAAUUUUUUCUAAAUUUGUCCUCUGAAUUUUUCAACACUUUGUAGUGGAAAUUUGCAAAAAGAUGGAUUGAUGUAUUGUCCAAUUUUAAUGAAGAUUAUUUUGAGGACAAACAUGUGAAUAUCAUAAAAUGCACAACAGAAAAAUUGUGAAUAAGCCUGUGUGUACUUUGGGUUCAGAUGACAUCACAAAUAGUUUAAGCUUUGUUCUUGUUUUUCCAUUAUACAAUCUGAAUGCCUUUAUUGAAUGUGUAUGUCUGGAUAUUACAUGCAGCUUUUGAUGUUACCUGUGUAAAAAUCAUAUGUGCACACAGGCGCACAUUAAUAUUUUUUAAACUAAUCUUGUAAAUCACCAGUUUUGCUCUGAGACAUCCAGGGGGACCAAAAUAUUUUCGCAUUCAAAAUACUAAUUUUAUAUCAUCUUGAGGGUAUACCAAACAAUUUGAUAAGAAAUACUGAUGCAAAUGUUUGUUGUAAAUAUACAUACACUAUACAUACAGUUCUUCAAGGUUAAUUCAUUUUAUUAAAUUGACAUUUUAGUAGCACUAAAGCCUCACUUCAGAUUACAGACGUGGCCAGACCGCUGUGGACAAACAUAAGGAAGAUGGUUGGAAAUGGACUGGUAUUGAAAAGACUCAAAAGUCCCUUUUGGGAUACUGGAAUUCUUCAGGGACCCUCCAACCUUGAAAGCUGGAAUUCUGGGACGUUUUAGAAGCUGUCUGUUCAGCACUCGCACUCUUUCUCCCCCAAAUUAAACUACUUUCACUUGUAAUCCUAAUGUGGACUUUGUAUAUAGGGAUAAUGACAUUGGGAUUGACUCUGUGAGGACUUUAAGCUAUCAAGUGAAGUAAGAGGCUAUUUUUUUAUUUUAUUUUUUUUUACAAAAUAAUUGUGAGUUUCAGUGCCAUGAAAUCUUCUCUUUUUGUUAGCUCCUUGUUUAUAUUGUGCCAUUGAAAUUAUCAUACAUGUAAAAGAGAAGCUUCAAUGUCAGUUGCUUUAAACUUAAAUUACCUCUUAAAAGACCAAGGUACAUUUACCUCAUUGUGUAUAUAAUGUUUAAUAUUUUUCACAACAUUCUCCAAGUUUUCAAUUAUGUGUUUCUAGAAAAUAUGGGUAUUGCUAAAUUUACAACUUCAGUGGUACUAACUAUAUUGUUUCUCAUGCCCAGAAUACGCACUCUUUUUAUUUUCUGUAUUUUAUUGUAUUUCUGUAAGUUUGUUGCUGCUUUGUCAAUGUAGCAUCUGCCCUUCCAGAGCUGUGUAGAAUAAUGCUUUGUAUAAAUUCUGCAUUUUGGGUGAUAAACUUGAGAAUCCUGUACAGAUGAGUUUGUCAUUUUUUUUUUAAACCUUACAAAAUUGUGCAUUUUCCCCUUACAUUUCUGAAAAUGAUGUAUUGUAUUGGUAGAGUAUACAGUACAAUGGAUUGUAAAUAGGAAAGUAGAAGAGUGAUGCUUAUGUUAAGUGCUAACACUACAGUAGAAAGAUUAAAGCAAUGAAAAUAAAUUACUUUUUUCAAAGUA
Molecule: messenger RNA, 6377 nt
Organism: Dermochelys coriacea (leatherback sea turtle)
Lineage: Eukaryota; Metazoa; Chordata; Testudines; Dermochelyidae
Gene: TGFBR1
Product: transforming growth factor beta receptor 1
Exons: 9
Coding region: 451-1890 (479 amino acids)
Biological process (GO): heart development; cellular response to growth factor stimulus; activin receptor signaling pathway
Cellular component (GO): activin receptor complex; plasma membrane
Molecular function (GO): activin receptor activity, type I; transforming growth factor beta receptor activity, type I; SMAD binding
Source: RefSeq, a predicted model, not a curated record